UAGUCAAAAUAAUUACCAGUAACAGCUGUGGCUGUAGCAAGUUAGUUGUGCAUGCAAGCACAUAUAAGUUGUGACGAUCUCUGAUAACCGAUUUACUUCUACAGACUAGGGCUCAGAACGCAAUUGAAAUAAUGUGCGGGAGCGCAUCUUCCUAUCUAAUUGAAGACGCAACAGUAACAACAAAAAGAAAUUGAAAGGAAAAAAAAAACAAAACAAAAAAAAACAAAACUGAAAAGAAAACAAAACGCAAUGCUGAGAGUGUGAAGAGUGCAGAGCGAAAGAGAGGGCAGCGACAAAUUGAGGCAAGACAGCAGGCGCGCGUUCUUUGUUGCAAAUUAUAGUUGGCUGCGAUCCGAACCAUUCCACACCAUUCCAAUAAGCGUGCGGGGAUCCGUCGUCGACAAUAGCUGCAAGACAGAGCUCCGAUGCGGACGUGCCGCAACCGAAAGCUCUCUUUCUAAGCGGGAAAUAAUAACGGGACAACAGCAGCAGCAGCAGCAGCAUCGUAGCACACAAAUCAGUAGCAUCGGCAUCAGGGCGCCAUGUCGGCGGUCAACAAUCAAAAGGAGAGCCCCAGUCGGGACUCGACAGCUUCCACAUCCGGUCACAUUUCCAUGCUGGCGGACAACACGAUGGGAUCACUGUCCCGAGACUAUAGCCUGGGCAGCCUGAACUCGACCGGAAGCCAGGACGAGUUCUUCCGGUGCCGGGAUCAUGCCGACAAUAUCCUCAAGAAGAUGCAGCUCUACAUGGACAGCCAGCAGCUGUGCGACGUAGUCCUGAUCGCGGGCAUCGAUGGCAAGCGAGUGCCUGCUCACCGUUUGGUGCUAUCGGCGUCGAGCGCCUACUUCUCCGCCAUGUUCACCGGAUCGCUGCGCGAGACCAAGGAACAGGAGGUAACCCUCGGCGAGGUGCACGGCGAUGCACUGCAUCUGCUGGUGCAAUAUUGCUACACCGGAUUCAUCGAGAUGCGCGAGGAUACGGUGGAGACGCUGCUGGCCACCGCCUGCCUCCUUCAGCUCAAUUCUGUAGUCACUGCCUGCUGCAACUUCCUCGCCCGCCAGUUGCAUCCGUCGAACUGCCUGGGAUUCGCCUUCUUUGCGGAGCAGCAGAGCUGCACCACCUUGCUGCGCUUGGCCCAGGCCUAUACCUGCCAGUACUUCACACAAGUGUGCCAGAACCAGGAGUUCUUCCAGCUAAACGCCGACCAGCUGGGUAAGCUGCUGUGCAGCGAUGAUCUCAACGUGCCCACGGAGCAGGAAGUCUUCCACAGCCUUAUGUCUUGGGUGCGUCACGAUUCCCCCGCCAGGGAGCAGCAUAUCCCCGAGCUGCUGGCCUUGGUACGACUCCCCUUGUUGCAGCCCGGGUUCAUCAUGGAUCAUGUGGAGAACGUCUGCAAUGCCAACGAGUGCCAGCAGCUGGUGAUGGAGGCCUUCAAGUGGCACUUGAUGCCCGAGCGCAGAUCCCGGAUCGCCACCGAACGCACCACACCGCGCAAGUCGACGGUGGGUCGCCUCUUGGCUGUCGGGGGCAUGGAUGCCCACAAGGGCACCAUUAGCAUUGAGAGCUACUGUCCGCGGCUGGACAAGUGGACACCUUGGAAGCACAUGACCGGCCGUCGGCUGCAAUUCGGCGCCGCCGUUAUGGAGGAUAAGCUUAUAUUAGUCGGUGGCAGGGAUGGACUGAAGACCCUGAACACUGUGGAGAGUCUGGACCUGAAUACGAUGACCUGGGCACCGCUGAAUGCAAUGGCCACGCCGCGUCAUGGCCUAGGAGUGGCGGUGCUGGAGGGUCCGCUAUAUGCCGUGGGCGGACACGAUGGCUGGAGUUACCUGAACACAGUGGAGAGAUGGGAUCCCGUGGCGCGCACCUGGAGCUAUGUGGCUCCCAUGUCUUCAAUGCGUUCUACUGCUGGAGUGGCCGUACUGGGUGGUCGCCUGUAUGCGGUGGGAGGACGCGAUGGAUCUGUCUGCCAUCGCUCCAUCGAAUGCUACGAUCCGCACACCAACAAAUGGAGUCUUCUGGCGCCGAUGAAUAGACGCCGCGGCGGCGUGGGCGUAACGGUGGCCAAUGGCUUCUUGUACGCUCUGGGCGGUCACGACUGCCCGGCCAGCAACCCCAUGGUGUGUCGCACGGAGACGGUGGAGCGUUACGAUCCAGCCACCGAUACUUGGACAUUGAUCUGCGCUUUGGCUCUGGGACGAGAUGCCAUUGGUUGUGCCCUGCUCGGCGAUCGCCUAAUUGUCGUUGGCGGCUACGACGGCAACCAGGCCCUGAAGAACGUCGAGGAGUACGAUCCGGUGCGCAACGGAUGGAACGAACUGGCGCCGAUGUCGUUCGCCAGAGCCGGCGCCUGUGUGGUGGCCAUUCCGAAUGUCAUACCGCCGGCGGCCCACCAGCCACCGCCCAGUGCUACAAAAAAGAAGAAGUGGAAGCCUGUGAGAUUGGAUCCAAUCUGCUACAGUAGGCGUCCGAGAUCGGUCGAGUUUGUCGACUUCUAUAACAUGUAAAUGCAAAAACACAGAAAACAAACAAACAGACAACCAACAAUCAAACUAAACAAACUAUAAACAUUUAAGACGCCCAUCUGGGGAAACAGAAAUGAAAAUUAUUUUACAAAAACCAAAAAAAAACAAAAAAAGGAAGAAAAACAAACAAUUCCCAUUGACUUUAAUCAAAAUGGAAGUGUAAUUCAAAUAUUAUAUUAUUUUAUAUUUACACAUAUAUAUAUUUUUACACAAAACAUACACUAUGCAUAAAUGUAUACCCUGAAUAUGUAUUUUUUGUAAUAAAAAACAAGACGUGCAGCUGCCAGUGCAAGAAUAAAGCCCGAAAUCUGAAAGGA
Drosophila bipectinata is the source of this 2845-nucleotide messenger RNA. RefSeq names its product kelch-like protein 5. The record is from RefSeq and is a predicted model, not a curated record. NCBI's taxonomy places the organism in Eukaryota, Metazoa, Arthropoda, Insecta, Diptera, Drosophilidae. Gene Ontology annotation, molecular function: protein binding.